GUGAGACUUUCCUGUCACUGGAUACUACUACUCCCAGCCCUCCUCAAAGCCGCCGGAGCUACCCCCUGGUCUUUAGUUUACUAGUGGCAAUUUGACUUGCUCUGCUGCAUGUCUGGAGGGACCGUGGAAAGUGUGGAGAGGCCUCGGGGAUUAAGCGAUCGUAGCUUAAAAAGAAAAAAAGCCAAACAAAUAAACAAAACCCACCCACCCUAACAAACAUGAGGCUGCUGGAGAGAAUGAGGAAAGAAUGGUUCAUGAUUGGAAUAGUGCUGGCGAUCGCCGGAGCUAAACUGGAGCCGUCCGUAGGGGUGAAUGGGGGACCACUGAAGCCAGAAAUAACCGUCUCCUACAUUGCUGUUGCAACAAUAUUCUUUAACAGUGGACUCUCAUUAAAAACAGAGGAGCUGACCAGUGCUUUGGUGCAUAUAAAGCUGCACCUCCUCAUCCAGGUCUUUACACUUGCAUUCUUCCCAGCGACAAUGUGGCUUUUCCUUCAGCUUCUAUCAAUCACACCCAUCAAUGAAUGGCUUUUAAAAGGUCACUUGUUUAGUUCGCACUAUGUGCCAGGAGUUAUAAUAGUUGUUGGAGAAAUAAUAGUCAACAAAAAUGGCAAAGUGCGAGUUAGUUUUGCACGGUGGGAAGACUUGGGUGUGAUUGACAAUAAACAAUCUUUUGAGUUAGGUACUAUUAUUAUUCCCAUUUUAUGGAUGAGCAAACUGGAACAAAAAGAGAUCGGAAAUUUGUCCAGCGAGCAGAACCUCUCAGCUGGGCACACUGCCAUUCAGCUGAACACCGUGUUUACUAGACUUUGUGGUGUUCCGAUGGCCAUGUCACUAAAUUCUGGCCAGUGGAAUGUAAAUGGAGCCUGUUCUGACCACCAGACACUGAUUGAAAAGAUAGUGAAGUCAGUCCGGCUUUUAGCAAGCCCAUGGAUUUGCAGAAAGAGCUCUGAAAGCCCCAAGAAUGAAACUUCUUGGAGCCAUCUAGUCAAGCUCACACCAGAGAUCUUGGAGAAUCUGAACUUCUAUAAGAAUGUUUGGGCUGCUGUUAUUACAGUGAAACCUUCUGAGAGUAUCUUCUCAGGAUCUAAAAUCUUCAGGGACUUGGAGAAUGAAGACCUGUGUAAAGAAGGCUUGCUGGACCUUAUUUUAUACCCAGGGGUUUUAUAUCUGCUCUCAUUUAAUCCCCACAAAAAUUUUGCAGCUGCAAUAUUUAAUUCAGCCUUUGGAAGUUUUUUGGGCAUUGUUAUAACACCCCUGCUACUGCUGCUUUUUCUUGGCUCAUCCUCUUCUGUGCCUUUUACAUCUAUUUUUUCUCAGCUUUUUAUGACUGUUGUGGUUCCUCUCAUUAUUGGACAGAUUGUCCGAAGAUACAUCAAGGAUUGGCUUGAAAGAAAGAAGCCGCCUUUCGGUGCUAUCAGCAGCAGUGUGCUUCUCAUGAUCAUCUACACCACCUUCUGUGACACAUUCUCUAACCCAAAUAUUGACCUGGAUAAAUUCAGCCUUAUUCUCGUACUGUUCAUAAUAUUUUCUAUUCAGCUGAGUUUUAUGCUUUUAACCUUCAUCUUUUCAACAAGGAAUAAUUCGGGUUUCACACCAGCAGACACUGUGGCUAUCAUUUUCUGUUCUACACACAAAUCCCUCACACUGGGAAUUCCAAUGCUGAAGAUAGUGUUCGCAGGCCACGAGCACCUGUCUCUAAUAUCCGUGCCCUUGCUCAUAUACCAUCCAGUUCAGAUCCUUCUGGGAAGUGUGUUGGUGCCAACGAUAAAGUCUUGGAUGGUGUCAAGGCAGAAGGGAGUGAAGUUGACGAGGCCGACGGUAUAACAGAAGGCACCCUCAUGCCGUGAUGUAUAUAUGUACAGGAUUGUACCUACAAACAGUUCCGAAGACGCGUACUUGUGAAUGUUGCCUCGAUGCAUAUUUUAUUUUUUUACACAAAAAUAUGAUAUAACAGUUUAAGUGCCUUACAAUGUAUUUGACAGGAGUGUUAUUUCCAAAACCUACUUUGUUGGUUACUACCAGGGGUGGUACUGUAUUUUGGAGUGGUUUAUUAUUAUUUUUUUCCUACCACAGGAAACCGUCAUCGUGACAAAAAGCAAACAUGCUUUCCUUGUACCACCUUUGGUGCAAUACAACCAUGUUCUAGUUACUGUGCUGUAUGAAAUGAGGUCACCCCAUCAGGAAGAUGCCCUCCUGAUGGCAGUGAAAAUUUCCAAAGUCUUAUUCAUGAAUACUUUGAUUUACUGUGUGAUUCUUUUUUUCUACAACUGUGACAUGCCUCUUCCUUAUCAACUCAGCAGGGGUCAUAGAUUGAAUAGAUGCUGAAAAGCAUAAGUUAUCUGCAUUUCUUGACAUCAUUUUUUAGACAUUCCUUCAAAUAGUUUCCACACAGAAAUUCCUCAGUCCCAUUAUAAGAGAUGGCGGUGUUAUAUGUCGUAAAUUUAUUAUAAGCUGCUUCAAAGAAAGAGCCUGAUGUUUGAGUUAUAAGUAAGGGAAGUUUUGAGGUAAACUACAGGACUCAGUUUUCAGGAGUUUUACAAUUCUAUUUCACAUAUUUUCCCUUUUUCUGCCAUAAUUUCCUUCUUACCUGUUUUCCAGCACACUCUCACACUCAUACCAGCCAAAUGUGAGGCCCAAAAAUGUUACCGUCAGUUGGAGAAUAGGAACCAUUAAUGGUGGAUUAUAUUCGCAUUCCACAACUGAGACCAGAAUGUCUUCUUGUUACACAGAUGUCUGAGCACAAAUUGCCCCUCUUAGCCAGAAGCAGCCUGUUACAUCCUUGAAUUAAGCACACUUAAGGCAUUUGAGACAAGUUAUUAGUGAAAAUUUCCUUGGCAGAUCUGACAAAAGUUUACAAUUUUUUAGAAUUAAGUCAUAUUUUCUUCCGAAUAAAUAAAAUAUAAAGGUCAUGGAUACAAACAAAUGUUACAUAUACACAUUCUGUCUAGCCAGAUGGGAAGAAAACUGGGCACCGAAAAUGCAAAACCAUUCAUUAACCAAAAUAUCAAAUAAAAUGAUGUCCCAAUUGGGCCUCAGCUUUCAAAAGAGUGUUUGUGUUUGCCUAUACUGUGGCUAAGCAAACUUUCACUGGACCCAACUAGAGAGGAAAGCAAUAUAUAGAAUUAGGGGAGCAUUUUCCUCUACUUCCUACGCAGCAUUCUGUCACAUCCUCUCUGCGUGUCCUUCCUUGAUUUGACAGACAAUAUUGGCAUCCUGGGUCUCACUGAGGCUGACUCUGUCCUCAGCAGCUGUUUUGUUGUUAUUAGGUCAGCAACGACAACAACAACAACAACAACAAAAUCAUUCCAUAGAACCUUAUCGGCUUUAUCAGUACUGCAAGUUUAUCUCACUGUCCCUACCAGCUCUCAUCCGUGUAGCUUCUGACCAUUCCAAUACUAUUGAACCUCCUCGUAAGUUUCACAAGCGUUGUCCUCACUGAAAAUUUUAAGGGUAAGGCCAGACUCUGCAAAAAUCUAUGUUCAACAGGUUAUUGGCCAAGAAUUUCACUUGUAUCUAGGACUCCAGCCAUUUUGUUCGAUACUUUUGAUGCUUACAGAUGGAGCACAGAAAGAUUUUCAUCUUUUGUUCCCUCAAGCUUCUUUGAAUUUCAGAGAAGAUGGAAUUGUCUGUCUGUUCGUCUGAGCUAUAAAAAUCUUUCUCCCUAGCAUUAGAAUACUGAUUUUUUUGGCCCCAACUUAUCUACCUCUAUUAUGUAACACCUAUAGUAGGUGUGAUUCAUGGGAUAAGGUUCAACUGAAAAUGCUAUAACACUUUAUCUUUUGCUUUAAAAAAUACAUUUUGUUUUCAAAUAAUCUCUACAUUGUGCAUUUUGGUGACUUUAGUGAUAAUGCCCAUUUCUUUCUUUACACAAAUACUAUGGCAUAUUUUUCCAUAAAGAAUAAAAAAUAAAAUCAAAAUUUAUUUUUAAUUCAUGCUUAUUGGGAUUUAAUUAUUCAUCUCAAAAAUAUUUUAUUAUGUGUUAUGCACUGUCAGGCUAUCCAUUUAUGCAUUUUUUAUCUAAAUGUAUUUAUGAAAGAAAUACAUUAGAUUAUAUUUAUGUUUACUCAGUUUUCCACCUGGGAUUCUUUUUAAAUGGUUGUUAUGAAAUUUGGUUUUUUAAUGGGUGAUAAUGUUAAUCUUUUCAUGUGUCCUUUUCUUAAUUUUAAGUUUUGUAUUUUUUUUUUAAUUCUUCCCUAUUCUGUUUGAAAGACACCUCUGGCUAACGUUCAGUGUUUGUUUAUGCUAAAUACCAAAUUUUUACAAAAGGAUUGGUGAAGUAAUGAAGUGGAUUAUUUAUGAUGAGUGGAAGAGGAAAAUAAUUCUAUGAUUAAACAAAGAGAUGUUUCCAAAAUCGCAA
Messenger RNA from Suricata suricatta (meerkat), 4359 nucleotides. It is a transcript of the gene SLC10A7, whose product is annotated as solute carrier family 10 member 7. The transcript is spliced from 17 exons. NCBI's taxonomy places the organism in Eukaryota, Metazoa, Chordata, Mammalia, Carnivora, Herpestidae. The record is from RefSeq and is a predicted model, not a curated record. Bases 219 to 1826 code for a protein of 535 amino acids. Gene Ontology annotation, cellular component: plasma membrane.